Messenger RNA from Brassica napus (rape), 1907 nucleotides. RefSeq names its product CBL-interacting serine/threonine-protein kinase 23. NCBI's taxonomy places the organism in Eukaryota, Viridiplantae, Streptophyta, Magnoliopsida, Brassicales, Brassicaceae. The transcript is spliced from 12 exons. Gene Ontology annotation, biological process: signal transduction; protein phosphorylation. Bases 525 to 1568 code for a protein of 347 amino acids. The record is from RefSeq and is a predicted model, not a curated record. Gene Ontology annotation, molecular function: protein kinase activity; ATP binding.
AAAAAAACCCAAUAAUGCAAGAGACGUCGCUGAAUUAAGCGUUACAAGAGACGUCUCUUACGGGACACGCGUCAUAAGGGCGACGUCUCUAUCUCUCUCAUCUCUCUUUCUCUCCCUUGGUGGCUCCGGUCGAGCUCUUCCGAUGGUGCUUCCCCUUCCAGUCCUUCGAGGUCCGUAAGCUCUGUUUUACUUUCUCUCUCUUUGUUCUGCUCUCUCUCCCUCAACGAUUGAUCUCGGAUUUGAGGGACAUGGUCAUCACCACCAUCAUCAUCGGUCCAUAGCAGGGACAUGGUCAUCACCACCAUCAUCGAUUCCACAAGAGAGGAAAGAAGAGAACGGUGGAGGCGGUGUGGUUUACUACGGCCCAAUCUCAUCAACAUUGGGGAAAUCAGCUUUGAGUGGUUGCAGUUUAUUCUCCAUAAAUGCCUCCAUUGAUGUUAUUAGUUUCUCAGGGGUCUUGCUUUGAACCGGAGUUGAGAUGUGAGAAAGAACCUUAUCUCUAAUCAUUGAGAUUAGUUCAAUAUAUGGAUUUGUUGACAGCACUGGAGUUGACUCUUAGGAAAGCUCGUGCUCAUGGUAGUGUUGUUCGUGCUCUCCACGAAAGCGCUAAGCUUAUUGAGAAGGGUGUUGCUCAGCUCUGUGUAUUGGCUGAUUACGUCAAGCUUGUUAAGGCUCUAUGUGCUGAUCACAGCAUCAACUUGCUUACCGUUCCAAGUGCCAAGACCCUCGGCGAAUGGGCUGGUCUAUGCAAGAUUGACUCCGAGGGUAAUGCUAGAAAGGUUGUUGGACGCUCAAAAUUCUCUAGAAGGGAGGAUAGUUUACUUCACUCAACAUGUGGAACACCCAAUUAUGUUGCCCCAGAGGUAAUCAAUAACAAAGGUUACGAUGGAGCCAAAGCUGAUUUGUGGUCUUGUGGAGUGAUUCUCUUUGUUUUAAUGGCUGGAUAUUUGCCUUUCGAAGAUUCUAACUUGGCCUCAUUAUAUAAAAAGAUAUUCAAAGCCGAGUUUACCUGCCCUCACUGGUUCUCUGCAAAGGCAAGAGCUUCUACUGGACUGAGUAGGUCCGAAGUCAUUUUUUAUAAUGGACAGAGGAUUACAUUUGCUGAAGUCAUUGAAAACGAGUGGUUUAAUAAAGGGUAUAAAGCACCCAAAUAUGAAAAUGCAAAUGUCAGCCUUGAUGAUGUUGAUGCAAUUUUUGAUGAAUCAGGGGAGUCCCAAAAACUUGUUGUGGAGAGGCGAGAAGAAGGACUUAGAACACCAGUAACUAGGAAUGCUUUUGAGCUCAUUUCAACAUUCAAGGGUCUCAAUCUCGGUUCACUUUUCGAAAAGCAAAUGCUUGUAGGAGAGAAAUCAGGCCGCAAGGGUCAAUUAGCAGUAACGACUGAGGUUUUUCAAGUUGCUCCAUCGCUAUAUAUGGUUGAAAUGAGGAAAUCAGGGGGUGACACCUUGGAAUUCCACAAGUUUUACAAGAACCUCACCACGGGUCUUAAGGACAUCGUUUGGAAAACAAUCGACGAAGUGAAAGAGGAAGGAACCCAAGUUUCAGGUGGUGCGGUGGUUGCUUCUUGAUACCCGGCCAAAUUGUCUACGUAUGCUUCUAAUAUUAUUUAGAUAUUGUUCUGUAUAAAUUGCUUUGUGGGGAUUGUGAGUGUGGUUUUGAAGUUAUACAAAAGAAACCGUCAUGAAGUGGAGCAAAGGAGCAAAUUGGAAACUACAUUGGGGGAAUUUGUUAAAAAAAAGUGAUAAUAAUUGUUAAUCUUUGUUUGAUUCCACUGGAAUGUUGUGAAUAACGAGUAUAGCUUGAAACUGAUAAACUGUAAAUUUAAAAGCUUUACGUAUUUGGACGUUUUUAAGAAUUUACAUCAAAGUAGUGAAUACGGGACAUUUUAUAAUACAUAAUUGUGUUCA